This is a messenger RNA of Lactuca virosa, 453 nucleotides long. The record is from the annotation of a GenBank genome assembly. NCBI's taxonomy places the organism in Eukaryota, Viridiplantae, Streptophyta, Magnoliopsida, Asterales, Asteraceae.
AUGACCUUCAUUCCUAAAAGCCCUGAACUUGAAGAUGCUUCUGAUGAAGAGAGACUCGAUAUGUCUCUUUCCUGUUUGAUGAAAGGAAUCCACCUAUUAAACAGAGUUUCCUGUCACACUCGUAAGCAAGCUAUCAUCCUUGCUGGCAAGCAACUGAAGUUCGAAGAAGCUUUCCAGACAUUGAAGGGGAUGCGUUUUCUUCACAAACAGCUGGAUGUAGAGGAAAAUGAUAUUCAUGAAGAGUUGCACGAUUUAUCAGAGAGAAACGGGCGGUUAGUUGAUGACCUGAGUGAGAACCUUCGCUGCAAAGAUGAACUGAAAAAGCUAAACCAAGACCUUCAUAUCAACUUUGACGAUGUAAUUGGUCGCCGUUUGGGGUUGAACCGAGGAUUAGAAUAUAAAACCCAACAAUUUGAAUCUUUGAAGCUUCAGUAUACCAAAAAGGUUCCAUAG